Messenger RNA from Sander lucioperca (pikeperch), 915 nucleotides. RefSeq names its product tyrosine-protein kinase-like otk. The record is from RefSeq and is a predicted model, not a curated record. NCBI's taxonomy places the organism in Eukaryota, Metazoa, Chordata, Actinopteri, Perciformes, Percidae. The transcript is spliced from 3 exons. The coding region runs from base 85 to 876 and encodes 263 amino acids.
UUACUCCCUUUAAUUUAUAGCGUUGUGUAGAUCCAGGACACAGGGAAAGUUAAGGCAACAACAGAUCAACACCUUCCCACUCCCAUGGCUCCAUUUGUGUUCCUGUUGUUCCUUCUUUCUGAAGCAAUUUCUGUUAUUGUGGUAACAGUGCACCCUGGAGAGGAUGUCACUCUGCGAUGUGUGGCUGAGGACGUCCCUGUCAUAGCUGUAGAGUGGACCAGACCUGACCUGGAGCCAGAUUACGUCCUGUUUUGCAGCGAUGGAUACUUGGAAACAGAAGACCAGAAUCCAUCCUUUAAGGACAGGGUGGAGCUGGUGGACAGAGAUCUGAAGGACGGAGACGUGUCUUUAGUUCUGAAGAAUGUGAACAAAGACGACCAAGGAACAUACGAGUGUCGAGUUGAACCAGCUGAUUUCAGAUGUAAAAAGAGAGCCAUCAUCGACUCUGAGCCAAUCAGAACCAUCCGUCUGCAGGUUACAGAACCAGACCUGAUUGUGGUAACAGUGCACCCUGAGGAGGAUGUCAUUCUUCCAUGUCAGGCUGCUGACGUCCCUAUCAGCACUGUAGAGUGGAGCAGGGAUGAUCUGGAGCCAGAUAACGUCCUAUUUUACAGCGAUGGAUACUUGGAAACAGACGAACAGAAUCCAUCCUUUAAGGACAGGGUGGAGCUGGUGGACAGAGAUCUGAAGAACGGAGACGUGUCUUUAAUUCUGAAGAAUGUGAACAUCAACGACCAAGGAACAUACGAGUGCCGAGUUGCAUCAGCUGUUUUCAGACUUCAGAAGAGAGCCUUCCUCGACUCUGAGCCAAUCAGAACCAUCCGUCUGCAGGUUACAGAGCCAGGUGAGGUAGUCUCUCUCAGUGAGUUUUUCUGAGUAUCAGCUUGUAGCUGCAGUUUCUAACAUCAGAGAGGA